Molecule: messenger RNA, 1971 nt
Organism: Globicephala melas (long-finned pilot whale)
Lineage: Eukaryota; Metazoa; Chordata; Mammalia; Artiodactyla; Delphinidae
Gene: GABRQ
Product: gamma-aminobutyric acid type A receptor subunit theta
Biological process (GO): chemical synaptic transmission; chloride transmembrane transport; signal transduction
Cellular component (GO): GABA-A receptor complex; synapse; neuron projection
Molecular function (GO): chloride channel activity; neurotransmitter receptor activity; extracellular ligand-gated monoatomic ion channel activity
Source: RefSeq, a predicted model, not a curated record
AUGGGCAUCCGUGGGAUGCUGCGAGCCGCUGUGCUUCUGCUGCUCAUCAGAACCUGGCUCGCGGAGGGCAACGACCUCAAUCCCACCCCGAAGUUCCACUUCUUCGAGCUCUCCUCCACCGUGCCCGAUGUCGUCCUGGACCUCUUCAACUGCAAAAGUUGUGCAAAUGAAGCUAUGGUUCACAAGAUUUUGGACAGGGUGCUGUCGAAAUAUGAUGUCCGUCUGAGGCCCAAUUUUGGAGGUGCCCCUGUGCCAGUGGGAGUAUCUAUCUAUGUCUCCAGUAUUGAACAGAUCUCAGAAAUGACUAUGGACUAUACUAUUACAAUGUUUUUUCAUCAGACCUGGAAAGAUCCACGUUUAGCAUACUAUGAGACCAAUCUGAACCUGACCCUGGACUAUCAGAUGCUUGAGAAGUUGUGGGUCCCUGACUGCUACUUUCUAAAUAGCAAGGAUGCUUUUGUGCAUGAUGUGACUGUAGAAAAUCGCGUGUUUCAGCUUCAGCCAGAUGGAACGGUGCGGUAUGGCAUCCGGCUCACCACCACAGCAGCUUGUUCCAUGAAUCUGCAAAAAUUCCCUCUGGACAAGCAGACCUGCAAGCUGGAGGUGGAGAGCUAUGGCUACACAGUUGAAGACAUCCUAUUAUACUGGGAAGGCAAUGGGAAUGCCAUCCAGGGUACUGAGAAGCUGCACAUCCCUCAGUUCAGUUUCCUAGGAAAGACGAUGACUAGCAAAGAGGUGUUUUUCUACACAGGUUCCUAUGUGCGCCUGAUAGUGAGGUUCCUGGUCAAGAGGGAAGUCACCAGCUACCUUGUGCAGAUCUAUUGGCCUACUGUCCUCACCACUGUUGUUUCCUGGAUAUCAUUUUGGAUGAACUAUGAAUCCUCUGCAGCCAGGGUGACAGUAGGUUUGACUUCAAUGCUCAUCCUGAAUGCCAUCAACUCACAUCUGCGGAAUAAACUCCCCCAAUUUUCCUGUAUCAAGGCCAUUGACAUCUAUAUGGUCGUAUGCUUCUUCUUUGUGUUCCUGUCCUUGCUAGAAUAUGUCUACAUCAACUAUGUUUUCUACAGCCGAAGAGGACCUCAGCGCUCUCAGAGGCAACUCAGAAGAGCCCAAAGAGUCAUGACCCGCUACCGCUACCAAGAGGCGAUUCUAUCCACUGUCUCCUUAAAGGAUGACCAGUUGCACAUAGAAGAUGAAAAUGGCUCUCCUCCCUCCAGACGGGUGUGGGCUGGCCUAGCAAGCCCAGAAAGCCUCGGCUCUCUAGCCUCCAUCUCAGAGCAGGCACCUCUGGCCUCCUCAGAAAGCCUCAGCUCACUGUCUUCUCUCUCGGACCAGUCCUGGCUGGCCACUGCAGAAAGCCUGAGUGACCUGCCAUCCACCUCAGAGCAGGCCGUGCCCAGCUAUGGCAUUUGCAUUAAUGAUAUUGAUAUUGAUGACAGUGUUAUUCCUACUGAAAUCCGCAACUGUGCAGAGGCCCAUGGCCGUGCUGAGACCUGUGACCCAGAAGACCCUGAAGAGAGCUCCAACUCCGAUGAGAGCCAAGACCAUGGCCCCAGUAGGAAGCAUCUGCUUGUCCACAGCCAGAGGUGUGUGCAAGAAGCAAACUACAACCUUGAGGAGAUCCAUAACACCCUUGAUGAGACCCAUAGCACCCUUCAUGACAUUUGUAGCUUGCCUGAUGACGUCAGAGUUGAGAGUGGCUGCCUUGACCUUGAGAAGCAACUCAAGUAUAAUGUUGACAGUACCUGCAGCCUUUAUGGUAAUGUUAUGGGCUUUGAUCCAGACAAGAACACUAACUCGGAGUCUGAUGACAGUUCCCCCCCAAGCCCUGGGUGCUCCUUCAGUAAAGGGUUCUCUUCCAAGCUCUUUCACCCUGACUACAUCCCUAAGGUCGACCGGUGCUCCCGGCUCCUCUUCCCUCUUGCCUUUGUGGUGUUCAACAUUGUUUACUGGGUGUACCAUAUGUAUUAG